UGCGCCGUAAAGCCUUCCAAGCUUGGGCCUUGCGCAGCCACACUUUAACCUAGAACAGCUAGCAGAAAAUGCCCAUGCACUCACUGGCUAUCCUAUCGGCGAGGGCCUGGAUGCUUUUCAUCCUCACCCUUCCAAGAAUCAACGUCGUCAAAUACCCAACUCCAACUCCGAACAAAACCCCAGUCACGCCCCAUCCCACAACUUACCGCGACCCUCUGCACAACCCAUCACCAUGGACUACCAAAACCGAGCCGGGUCCAAAUUCGGCGGCGGCGGCGUAGCCUCCCACAGCGCCACCAACGCCGACCGGCGGGAGCGGCUCCGCAAGCUCGCGCUCGAGCACAUCGACCUGGACAAAGAUCCCUACUUCUUCCGCAACCACGUCGGCUCCUUCGAGUGCCGUCUCUGCCUGACGGUCCACCAGAACGACGGCUCCUACCUCGCCCACACCCAGGGCCGCAAGCACCAGACCAACCUCGCCCGCCGGGCCGCCCGCGAGCAGAAGGAGGGCAAGGCCAACAUCGACCCGCAGACGGGCCUGCCCGUGGGCGUUAUGGGCGCCGGCUUCGGGGCGCUGGGCCUGGGAGCCGGGGGGCAGCGCCGCAACGUGGUCAAGAUCGGGCGGCCGGGCUACAAGAUCACCAAGGUGCGCGACCCCGUGACGCGGCAGCAGGGCCUGCUGUUCCAGCUGCAGUUCCCCGACGCGGCGCCCGACGUCGCGCCCAAGUGGCAGGUUGUCAGCGCCUUCACGCAGCGCGUCGAGGACCCCGACCGCAACUUCCAGUAUCUCCUCGUCGCCGCCGAGCCCUACGAGACCUGCGCCUUCAAGAUCCCCGCCCGCGAGCUCGACAAGCGCGAGGACAGGCAGUUUGACUUUUGGGACCCCGACGCCAGGGAGUACUGGAUCCAGGUCAUGUUCAUGACUGAGCGGGAGGAGAGGUUCAACGCUGCGCCUGGCCUGACGGGCCGGAGAUGAGAGCGCUAGGGAGGGGGAGAGAGAGAGAGGAGAGAAUGAUUGGAGCUAGUGCUUAUGGGAGGAUGGAGAGAAAGCCAGCCUGCCUAGGGAAAAGACUGUAACGAAGGACUAGCAGUAUGACAUCUGAGAAUGCUAUUCUAACGCUUGUUUGCCCCUUGAUUUAACAGUAUUUGCUAGAA
Molecule: messenger RNA, 1155 nt
Organism: Phialemonium atrogriseum
Lineage: Eukaryota; Fungi; Ascomycota; Sordariomycetes; Cephalothecales; Cephalothecaceae
Exons: 2
Coding region: 233-976 (247 amino acids)
Biological process (GO): spliceosomal complex assembly
Cellular component (GO): catalytic step 2 spliceosome; U2-type prespliceosome; U2 snRNP
Molecular function (GO): zinc ion binding; nucleic acid binding
Source: RefSeq, a predicted model, not a curated record